Messenger RNA from Engraulis encrasicolus (European anchovy), 7003 nucleotides. RefSeq names its product multiple PDZ domain protein. The coding region runs from base 191 to 6793 and encodes 2200 amino acids. Lineage: Eukaryota; Metazoa; Chordata; Actinopteri; Clupeiformes; Engraulidae. Gene Ontology annotation, biological process: tight junction assembly; regulation of microtubule cytoskeleton organization; microtubule organizing center organization. Gene Ontology annotation, molecular function: protein binding. The transcript has 50 exons. The record is from RefSeq and is a predicted model, not a curated record. Gene Ontology annotation, cellular component: bicellular tight junction; plasma membrane; cytoplasm.
CGGCCCAUUUUUAAGCCACCCUGUGCGCCGUUAGUUAGCCGGGAGGAGGACAACAACGCUUGGAUACUAGGCUACGUCCCGUUUGUGGGAUACGGAGGAUAGGAUACCAGGAGCUGCGGACAAACUUUCAUGUAUUCAUUAGAGGGUAAUCUGUGACGAGAGGCCCACUUCUGCAGCCAGCGCAAUAAAGAUGAUUGAAACCAUGGAUACGCAGCGUGCUCUUCAGGCGGUGGAGCGACUGCAGGCCAAGCUGAAGGAGCGGGGGGAGGUGCCCACGGAGGAGAAGCUGGGCCUCCUCAAGUCGGUCCUCCAGAGCCCCCUCUUCCACCAGAUACUCGCCCUGCAGAAGGGGGUACAACACCUCAAGGACCAGCAGGGUCUCGGACUGCCGGCUCUGACCUCCGACCCUUAUGACCCCUACGCGACCUUGGCCCAUCAGAACGGAGGUCACUAUGGGCCGGACGGCGCGCAGAUCAACGGGAAGCCCUCCAUCGACGAGUUCGAGCGCACCAUUCGCUCCAUGGCUCAGGGGCGUUAUGUGAGUGCCCUGGAGCUGGUGAAGCCGGUGAGCGGAGGCCUGGGCUUCAGUGUGGUGGGCCUGCGCAGCGAGAACAGAGGAGAGCUGGGCAUCUUCGUACAGGAAAUACAACAAGGCAGCAUUGCACACAGUGACGGGAAGCUGCGGGAGGCGGACCAGAUCCUGGCCAUCAACGGGCAGCCCCUGGACCAGUCGGUGAGCCACCAGCAGGCCAUUGGGCUACUGCAGUGCGCCGUCGAGCGAGUGCAGCUGGUGGUGGCCCGCGGUCCCAUACCGCAGCUCUCCAGCCCUGUGGUCUCCAGAACGCCAUCCGCGGCCAGCACGCUGUCAGCACACUCGAGUGCCACGCACUGGGCGCAUGUGGAGACCAUAGAGCUGGUGAAUGAUGGCACCGGUUUGGGCUUCGGCAUCGUGGGCGGCAAGACCACCGGAGUCAUCGUCAAGACCAUACUGCCAGGAGGAAUCGCUGACCAGGAUGGGCGUCUGCAUAGCGGCGACCACAUCCUGCGUAUCGGUGAGACGGACCUAUGUGGGAUGGGGAGCGAGCAGGUGGCCCAGGUGCUGAGGCAGUGCGGUAACCGCGUCAAGCUCGUCAUCACCAGGGGAACCGGCGACGACGCUGCCACCGCCUCCACCACCCCAGUACCACCAACCCCCAUACUGCCCACGCUCACAGAACAACUGGGCUACGAAGAGGAGGAGGCGUUGAAAGAGCCGUUUGACGUCAGCCUGACGAAGAACGCCCAGGGGCUGGGAAUCACCAUCGCAGGAUAUGUAGGGGACAAGAACUCAGAGCCCUCUGGUAUUUUUGUGAAGAGCAUCACCAAAGACAGUGCAGUGGAGCAAGAUGGACGAAUACACGUAGGAGACCAGAUCAUCGCGGUGGAUGGUGUGAACAUCCAGGGCUUCACCAACCAGCAGGCAGUGGAGGUCUUGAGGCACACGGGUCAGACAGUGCACCUCAAACUGGUGCGCAGAGGGUUCCAGCCCGAGGAGCUGCUGCCCCCCACGCUACCCUCCUCCACCCCUACGCCCCCGCUCAUAACGGUGCCGCCAGUGCCGGUACCGGUGCCCGUGCUGGAGCCCCACCCCAAACCCCCUCCGCUGCCGCUGCCUCCCCCCAGGGAGUUCGCCAACGACUGGGACAGGGAGAGGCCCAUCGCUGGGCCCAUGGAGGGUAGAACAACCUCUAAGAUCUCUGACGAGAAGGCAAAUUAUGGGAUGGUUACCGCCGGAGACCUGACUGGACAAGCCGUCACAGAAGCCAUCGAGGCGGAGGUGAAGGAGGGAAUUAAACUGACACCUGAAGAGGAAGAGGAGCUGAUGAGGAGGUGGCAGAAGGCCCUGGGACCAAGCAACGAAGUGGUGGUGGCGCAGGUGGAGAAGUUCAGUGAGAGCUCCGGUCUGGGCAUCAGCCUGGAGGCCAGUGGUGGGCAUCACUACAUCCGCUCAGUGCUGCCAGAGGGGCCCGUGGGGAGGUGUGGACACCUAUUCAGUGGAGACGAGCUACUGGAGGUGAAUGGCAUCCCUCUGAUUGGAGAGACCCAUAAGGAAGUGGUCAGCAUUCUAAAGGAACUGCCCAUCUUCGUCUACAUGGCCUGCUGUCGUCCCGCCCCCCUCAUGCAGAUGCAGAUGACUGACAGCGAGCCCGGCCAAUCAGUGCUGGAGAAGAUCACCGCUAUCAAGGAGCCCGUUGCAAAGGUGUGUGCUGAGCUGGACGAUUUCCUGAGUGCAGAGGAUGCUGGGAGCAUUUUGAUUGGCCGAGACGGCGUGGCGGAGGACACGAUUGGCCAGCCGCUAGCCAUGUGGGAGACAGAGGUGCAGGACAUCGAGCUGGAGAAGGGGGACACCGGCCUGGGCUUCAGCAUACUGGACUAUCAGGACCCGGUGGACGCGGCGAAGACGGUGAUUGUGAUCCGCUCGCUGGUGCCCGGCGGGGUGGCGGAGGCGGACGGCCGGCUGCUGCCCGGCGACCGGCUGGUGUACGUGGACCGCGUGGGGCUGGAGAACGCCACACUGGAGGACGCCGUGCAGGCCCUCAAAGGAGCGUCCAUGGGCACCGUGCACAUCGGGGUGUCCAAGCCGCUGCCUGGAGCGUCCAUGGUUACCGUACACAUCGGGGUGUCCAAGCCACUGCCUACUGAGGAUGAGGAGGGGGGCAGCGGCGGGCCUUCGUCCCACGAUCUGUCCCUCAUCUUCAGCGGUCUGCUACUGAGGGGCAAGGACGGGCCCGACUGCGUGGACGGCCUCCUCUUCCGGGCCGAACCGGCGCUGAUUGAUGCCAAUGACUCUGACCUGACGGACGAGAAGCUGUUCGAGCGGCAUUUCCCCGAUGAGGAGGACGAUUCCUUCCAGGUGUCCAUGAUGGCCCUCCACGGCAGCGCCUGCAGCACCGACCUGGACUUCUCUCUCACCACCAGGCCAGGGUCCACUCCACAGCGGAAUGGGCGUUUGGAGGCAUUCUCUACCACCACCACCACCACCAACACCACCUCAUCCACUGCCGCCACAGACUACCCCUACUUAUCCCCCUCACCUGGCGGCCCACUGAUGGACCUGGCCCAUGACACCCAGCCCUUCACCCCCGACGAGGAGGGGGGGUCCCUGCUCUUCUCCCAGCCCUUCACCCCCGACGAGGAGGGGGGGUCCCUGCUCUUCUCCCAGCCCAGGGGAGAGGGCAUGUCCCUGGGCAUGGACCUGGAUCUGUCCGGGGGCAGUCUGUUCUCAGAGCUACAGCAAAUGGAGUCGCUAGUGGACUCACCAAUGAUGGUGGUGGGGGGGUACACCACCACAGAGGAAUGUGGCGUAGCGGACGCUGAGGACUUAAUAACGACCCGCGUGCCCUUGCCCUUGGACAUAAGCGAUGUCUGUGAUAUGGGUCCCGGAUUGGACCAGCAGCAGGGUUCAUAUCUGGCCGACAACAGUCAUGAAUUUGGGCAGGAUGCCGGGCCCCGCGCUCAGGAGACGCCGGUAGCCGCGGCAACAGCAGCCGCGGCAACGACAACAACCACCGUUGGGAGCAACUUCGAGAGGACAAUCACCGUCGUCAAGGGCAACUCCAGUCUUGGCAUGACCGUGAGUGCGAUGAAGGACGGCUCGGGCAUGCUGGUGCGCAGCAUCAUCCACGGAGCCUCCAUCAGCCGGGACGGGAGGCUAGGGGUGGGGGACCUCAUCCUGGCCAUCAACGGGGAAGCCACCACCCACCUCACCAACGCAGCGGCACGCGCCAUGCUGCGGAGACACUCACUCAUCGGGCCAGAGAUGGGAUCUACAGUGGCGGCCGAGGAAGAGUCGUGUCCCCUUUAUGUUUUCACCUAUGUCCCAGCGGAGUACCUUGAGGAGUACAAGGCCAGUCUUCUGCAGAGAGAUGAAGCACACACACACCCUGCCCAGACAUCAGACCCAGCAGCCCCACGAAGGGAGGUGUCGGAGCUGCCGGAGAGGGAAGAGGGCGAGGGGGAGGAGAGCGAACUGCAACUACAGAACGCAGCCUACAGCAACUGGAACCAGCCCAGGAAGGUGGAGCUUCACCGAGAGGCGGGCAAGUCCCUGGGCAUCAGCAUCGUAGGUGGGCGGGGCAUGGGCAGUCGCCUUAGCAACGGGGAAGUGAUGCGGGGCAUCUUCAUCAAGCACGUCCUGGAGGACAGUCCAGCCGGACGCAACCGCACACUCAAGACCGGGGACCGGAUCGUGGAGGUGGAUGGGGUUGACCUGAGGGACGCGAGCCACGAGCAGGCAGUGGAGGCUAUCCGCAACGCUGGCAACCCAGUUCUCUUCCUGGUGCAGAGCAUCGUCCAUCGACCACGGUCGCUGACGGCGGAGUCUGUAGAUGACAGGGCUUCCCCCUCCGCCAGGCCGGAACAUGAGAAGGCUCCAGGGACCAGGGAGCGUAGUUCCCCCAGCGCGGCGGCCCUCUUGCCCCUGCCGGUGGUGCCUCACGUGGGGGAGACGGACACGGACACCCUGACAGAGAUCCCCGACCGCAUGGAGGAAGAGGAGGAGGAGGAGGAGGACGAGGAGGACGAGUUCGGAUGCAGCUGGAGGAAGAUGAGCCAGCGGUAUGGCAGUCUGCCCGGCGCGCUGCACCUGAUCGAGCUGGAGAAGGGCCUGAUGGGGCUGGGCCUGAGCCUGGCGGGCAACCGCGACCGCUCACGCAUGAGUGUCUUCGUGGUGGGCAUCGACCCCAACGGGGCGGCCGGCAGGGACGGAAGACUACUGGUGGGAGACGAACUGCUGGAGAUUAAUGGUCAGAUCUUAUACGGCCGCAGCCAUCAGAACGCCUCCUCCAUCAUCAAGAGUGCUCCCUCCAAAGUCAAGAUCGUCUUCAUCAGGAACACUGAUGCCUUGAACCAGAUGGCAGUGGGACCCGUCAAGGAGUUUGGAGACACUCUGGAACCCCCCACUGAGGAUUCAGGAGCUCCUGGCCUCACCCCUGCAGUUGCAGACACAGACACCUUCAAGUACAUCCACCACAUCACCCUGCCUAAGGAGGAGGGAGGUGUUGGUCUAUCCUUCAGUAAAGAGGAAGACACUAUGGGAGGUCUGCUCAUACUCAACGUCCCAGAGACUGGACCCGCAGCCAAGGAGGGCUCUGUACAAGUGGGCGACAGGCUCAUGGCUGUGGAUGAUGAGGUGGUGGCCGGCUACUCAGUGGACAAGGUGAUGUCACUGCUGAGGAAAGCCAAGGGACCUGUCAAGCUCACCAUUGGCUCUCAGGACCCUCCCCCUCCCCCUCUCUCUUCCUCCACGCCCACCAAUGAGAGCAGAGCAUCUGAUGGAGCCACUCCCACCCCUACGCCCACGCCGACUCCCACUCCUCAGCCGCCCGCAGGCCUGCCAGAGACUGAGCCAAUCAGGAGUUCGAGCAGGUCGUCCACCCCGGCCACCCUGGUUGCGGACCCGGUGACCUGUCCCAUCAUCCCCGGCUGCGAGACCACGAUCGAGAUCUCCAAAGGUCGCACCGGCCUCGGCCUCAGCAUCGUGGGGGGGUGCGACACGCUACUGGGUGCCAUCAUUAUCCAUGAGGUGUAUGAGGAGGGGGCAGCUUCUAAAGAUGGACGCCUAUGGGCUGGAGACCAGAUACUAGAGGUGAAUGGUAUUGAUCUGCGCAUGGCGACGCACGACGAGGCGAUCAACGUACUGCGGCAGACCCCCCAGAGGGUGCGGCUGUCGGUGUACCGCGACGAGGGCCAGUACAAGGAGGAGGAGCUGUGGGACCUGUUCACCGUGGAGCUGCAGAAGAAGCCGGGGCAAGGCCUGGGGCUCAGCAUCGUAGGCAGGAGAAAUGACACCGGUGUGUUUGUGUCGGACAUCGUGCGGGGCGGUCUGGUGGAGUUGGACGGCCGGCUGCUGCAGGGAGAUCAGAUCCUCUCAGUCAACGGGGAAGACGUGCGCACCGCCACGCAGGAGGGAGUGGCCGCACUACUCAAGUGUUGUGUGGGCCCCAUCACUAUGGAGGUGGGCCGCUUCAAGGCAGGACCUUUCCACUCGGAAAGGAGACUCUCUCUGAACAGCCAGAGUGACAGUGGGAGCUACAAGGUGACCUCUCAGACCCUCUCUGGCUCGGGCACCGUCCACGAUUAUGAAAACACACGCAGAAGUCAUGAGUCUCUCGACCAGCAAGACGUCAGAACGGUGGAGCUGACAAAGGGUCCUUCUGAUUCGCUGGGCAUCAGUAUAGCCGGGGGCGUAGGCAGCCCCUUGGGGGACGUGCCCAUCUUCAUAGCCAUGAUGAACCCCACAGGCCUGGCAGCACAGACUCAGAGACUCAGGAUGGGGGACCGGAUCGUGAGCAUCUGUGGAACUACAACAGAGGGGAUGACACACAGCCAGGCAGUGAGUCUACUAAAGAACACCACGGGACCCAUAGAGCUACAGGUGGUGGCAGGUGACACCACUGUGACCAGUCCCACUCCAGAGCAGUCGGCUGCUGGUCUCUCUGUCACCGGUCUCACCGCCAGCAGCAUCUUCCACGACGACCUCGGGCCCCCCCAGUAUAAGCUGAUCACGCUGGACAGAGGGCCUGAUGGGCUGGGCUUCAGCAUUGUGGGGGGGUUCGGGAGCCCCCACGGGGACCUGCCCAUCUAUGUCAAGACGGUCUUCGGAAAGGGCGCUGCGUCGGAGGACGGGCGUCUGAAGCGCGGGGAUCAGAUCAUGGCGGUGAACGGCCAGAGCCUGGAGGGGGUGAGCCAUGAGGAGGCGGUCACCAUCCUCAAGAGGACCAAAGGCACCGUCACACUCACUGUACUCUCUUGAAGACACACACACACACACACACACACACACACACACACUGUACUCUCUUGAAGACACACACACACACACUAGAGACACACACACACACACUGUACUCUCAUGAAGACACACACACACACACACACACACUGUACUCUCAUGAAGACACACACACACACUAGAGACACACACACACACACACACACACACACACACACACACACACACACA